Messenger RNA from Scheffersomyces coipomensis, 492 nucleotides. RefSeq lists its product as uncharacterized. Bases 1 to 492 code for a protein of 163 amino acids. NCBI's taxonomy places the organism in Eukaryota, Fungi, Ascomycota, Pichiomycetes, Serinales, Debaryomycetaceae. The transcript is spliced from 2 exons. The record is from RefSeq and is a predicted model, not a curated record.
AUGACGACCACAACUAUAACUACAACUUCAAUUCCAACUGAAGAAGAAUUAAAAACGAUCAUUGAAUCUCAGCAGCAAAAGAUUAAAAAUCUAGAACACUUGUUAGAUGCUGAAGAUCGUAUCUAUUACUCUCAACUGAGUCAAUAUUCAAGUUUUCAAGCUUCUCUUGAUUGUAUUCAGCUGGUGAUUUCUCAUAUCAAUAUGGAUAAUACUGAUUAUAGAUCCACUAUUAAGGAAUUAAGCACUCAACCUCCACCAGAAUAUAUGGAACAAUGUUUGCCAUUCCAAGCUUUAAUAAAUAAAACACUUGCCCAAAUUGAAAAUGAUUUAAAAAGUUUAACUUUAACUGAUUCAAAAUAUUCUCAAAAGCUUUCAACAUUAAUAAAGCAAGGUCAACCUCCUCCAAAGAGUAAUUGGGUUGUUCGAAGUGGAUACAAAUUAAAAUCAAGUGUUUCAACUAUAAUUAAUUCACUUCAUACUAUCUCGACAUGA